Halichondria panicea is the source of this 3125-nucleotide messenger RNA. RefSeq lists its product as uncharacterized. The record is from RefSeq and is a predicted model, not a curated record. The coding region runs from base 1815 to 3035 and encodes 406 amino acids. Lineage: Eukaryota; Metazoa; Porifera; Demospongiae; Suberitida; Halichondriidae. The transcript is spliced from 3 exons. Gene Ontology annotation, molecular function: nucleic acid binding. Gene Ontology annotation, biological process: DNA integration.
UUCGAGGGUAUAAAAAUGUUUGUGGUUUGCACGCACGCUGCAAAAAGGCACGAAAAUUAAAUCCGUUUUCUAAUAAUUAUGGCAUUUCCGCGAACAUUUAUACCCUCGAAAUAUACUCCCUAUACGGUAUAGGAACAGGAAAGGAAGUGCCUGCGAAGGCACUUCCUUACAUUGAGGGUAGUCUAGUUGCUGAUGUAUAAUUAUUAUGAUGAUGUCUGUUACUGUUAAUAGUUUUACAUUAUGCCUCGGUGCGCAUGCGCAAGCGAGGUAUACGGUAGUGUGUGUGUGUGUGUGUAGACUGUUUCAGCUGCUCAAGGAUCAAUGAAGCGCAAGUAAGAGAUUCUAUAGGCUUCUAGUCAUGUUUUCUUGGCUUGGUAUUUGUGGAUUUGCAAAAUAAAGCUUCGUUCUCGAGUUAUGCCUACUUGGAAUGCCAUUGCAGCCUUUUCAGAAGAGUCCAUAGCAAAACUUGUUUACCGAGUGUUGCUACUCUACUUAGUAGUUAACUCUGCACUAGAACGCUAGCUAUUGGUACCUGCAAGAGUGAGAAGAGAGCUGCAAGGCUCUGCUGACUUAAUUUUAGACUUGAACUUUUGGCAUCGAUCAUUACCCACUCUUUGAGUUUCCCUGUGAUUAUGGAUUGUGCAUGCAGCAAAUGAUAAUUAUAAUCAAUGUGUGUAUAAAAGCUAGCUAUCAGUAGCUUUAUGUUAUGUAGCUUUGGCACCUCCACCGAGGCAUCAGCACCCACGGUGUUUUCAUUGAAGAAUUUUUUCGGCUUUACAAGCUGUCUUUUUAGCUAGUGACUUCAGCGCUGCCCUGCGGUCAUGUAUUGGAUUUGCUUGUGUACCCUGAUCUGUCUAAAGAAAGCGGGGGGGGGGUCCCUUGCCUUUACUUAGCAAGCACCCUCACUGGUACUGGAAGAAAAGACAUGCACCCCCUUAUACAACUUAUAAGCAGCCAUGCAAGCACCCUCAAUGUAUGAAUGGCGCUCCAUUUGUUUCAUUAUUCAAUAGUGAAAAAUAUUGUCAAUGGCGAAAUAUGUUGACAAUGAUGUAAUGUGAUUGUCAAUACUUGGGUUACCUAUUGUCAAUGAUUAUCCGAUUCAUUGUCAAUAACUAUCGUCAUGUUUGUCAAUAAUUGGGUGCCUAUUGUCAAUAAUUAUCCGAUUCAUUGUCAAUAAACUAUCGUGAUGUUGUCAAUAAUUGGGUUGCCUGUGUUGUCAAUGAUUAUCUGAUUCAUUGUCAAUAAUAUCGUCAUAUUUGUCAAUAAUUGUUGGAAUUAUUGUCAAUAAUUAUCAUUAUUAUUGUCAAUGAUUGCUCAAUUUUAUUGUCAAUAAUUAUCAUCAUUAUUGUCAAUGAUUGCUCAAUUUUAUUGUCAAUAAUAUUAUCAUCAUUUAUUGUCAAUGAUUGUUCAAAGUAUUGCCAAUAAUUAUUCACCCGUUUUUAUUCGAUGUCCCUGCUCCAUUCCGGAAUGGGUCACCAUAUUUUACUGCGCAUGCGCAUAAACUACCAGCGCCACAUGGCAGGAGUUGACUCACUGUACACGUACACAAAAAGACCAGAGAUUGAAGACUUACUGCAAUUAAAGACUUACUGCAAUUAACUCACGACCUCCCCAGAACACGUACUGCAGGAAGCUUUAGCAAGGGUCUUGAAGUCGAAUGGCAGCCAACGAGCAGGAAGCUCAGAUGGUGGGCAUCCUUAGGGGUGUAGGUGUUGCUCAAGCUGUUAUUGACAAGUUUUGUGGAGGAGAAGGUGGAUGUGGCCACUGUGGGUCUUCUCAAUAAUUCCCAACUCCGUGAACUUGGACUCGUGUCUAUGGGAGAAAUAGCUACAAUUCGAGCAAAAACAACCGGCUUGUACAAAGGGCGUGGUCGACCACCUAUACAUAUAAGCCUCGAGCAGGUGGAACUCAUGCGAGAAGCAAAGUUCACAUGGAAAGAAAUUAGUGGUGCACUUCUAAUCAGCCGAUCAACCCUCUGGCGCCGAUUAAAGCAGAAUGGAUACUCAUUCAGAAAUUACUCUGAUAUAAGUGACCAAGAAUUAGAAGAUAUGCUAACAAAUUUGAUUCAACAGUUCCCAAACACUGGGUUGCCAAUAAUGAGUGGACACUUGCUAUCUUUAGGAAUACACAUUCAACGAAGAAGGAUAACGGAUAUGUUACAGUAUAUUGACCCAGUUGGGCGAUCGCAACGGUGGCAUUCCGUUGUACGAAGAAGGACAUACAGUGUUCCUGGACCAAACAGCCUCUGGCAUAUUGAUGGUCACCAUAGUCUUAUUCGUUGGAGGAUUGUAAUCCACGGUGGUAUAGAUGGUUACUCACGCCUAAUCGUGUUUUUACAUGCCUCAACUAAUAAUAGGGCUGAAACAGUAUUCAAUUUGUUUUGGAGAGCUACUCAAGGGUUUGGAGUCCCUUCUCGUGUCCGGUCAGACAAAGGUGGUGAGAAUGUUGAUGUAUGCUACUUUAUGAUCAUGCACAGGGGAGAAGGUCGAGGAAGCCAUAUUGCAGGUGCAUCAGUGCAUAACCAGCACAUUGAGCGCCUUUGGCGAGAUGUCUACCGCUGUGUUUGUUCAUUGUAUCAUUCUUUAUUUCAUUUUAUGGAGACUACUGGCAUUCUAGACCCAUGCAAUGACCAAGACAUGUUCGUACUACAGUCCGUUUUCCUACCAAGAAUUAACCUAGCUUUGCAUGAGUUUGCACUUGCAUGGAAUUUACACCCUGUACAUAAUUGGAGUCCAAAGAAGAUGUUCUUGGAUGGAGUAUUGGAUGAAUCAAGUGCAUCAGGCAUACGAGACGUGGUGGAUGAUGUGCCAUUGGAUUCGUUAAACUAUUUGUUUGGAGUCGACUAUUUCAAUGAAAGUAACCCCACAUCAACAUCGGAAUGUGAUAGAGUUUUAGUUACACCUACCCUAUCGCCCUUGUCACCGGAAAUUACUGAAGAAUUUUUGGACUCAUUCGACCCACUACAAGAGUGUGAUGACUAUGGAAUUACAGUGUAUACUAGUGCAAAAGAAACAUUGGCAACACUCAUAGAAUAGUUCUAAGUCACUAUUUCCCGAAUUUUUUGUGUGUGCAUAUAAUUAAUUAUACAAUGAAGUGAUCAGAGGCAGUAGCCUCAUGGAAUUUAA